AUGUCCUUAAACCCCACUACAAUAGGUCAUUACACAGAGGGGGAGGGCCUUAGUUUGCCAGCCUACCAUAACCUGAGUGAGUUGGAUUGGGCCAACGUGACUGAGUUUACCUGGUACAGAAACGGAACCCAGGAGCUCCCGUCCUCUGAGGAAGGGCGUGUGCAUCAUCAUGGGCCGGUGCUCUUCUUCCUCCCCCUUUUAAUCAACGACUCUGAUCAGUACUACACCUACUGGAGAAAGGCAGCAAACACCUGCGUCAUAUUUGUGACAAAGGUGAUUGUGGUCAAAGCCCAACCGUUCGAUCACUCAGUCCUGUUCAGUGAUAUCUCAGAUUCAGCAAACAAAAUCCGUAUCCCAUGUCCUGACCCCGUGGAACAACUGUGCCAGGAUGGAAAAGAAAACUUAGCCUGGUAUAAGAAUUUCAGUCUCAUUCCAAACGAGUCUAAGAGUAAUCUGUGGGUGAAUGGCACCUCAAAAGCAGACGAGGGCAUCUAUACGUGUGUGUGCACGUGGGAUCACAACGGGAGGGUUCUCAACACUUCUGCAUCCAGGAGACUAAAGAUCCAAGCUCCCUCUGCCUCGCAUCCUCCUCAGAUCAACCUGCCUAGAGACGGAAGCACAGAGACCACUGACCUGUACACCACAAAGAAGUUGAGGUGUGAAGCAUUUUGUGGGCAGAACAUUGUAGACAACUGUCACGUGUCGUGGCAGAUGAACGGAGUGGCAGUGGGUUCGCAGCAGCAAGGCUACUCAGUGAUCACCACCAGCGAGGUGGAGGUAUCUUCAAUGCGGAGUAUCUUCACGGCUAUCCUGACCAUAGACACAGUGACUAUCAAGGACCUCCAGUCAGAGUUCAAGUGUGUUGCCAGAAACGACCAGACAUUGAUUCAUGCAGUGGUGACUCUCAAACCAAGAUGGUUUAUAUUUAUGGGUCUAUGUGUGGCAUUGCUGCUCUUCUUCUUGCUAGCUGCUGUAGCCGUCAAAGUGUUUGACAUCGAUCUGGCUCUCCUCUUCCGUGGAGUUUUCAAAUGCUAUGAUCGAUCUGAGGAUGGGAAGGUCUAUGAUGCUUACAUUGUCUACCAAAUGGAUGGCAUAGACAAAGACAUGGACGAGAAAGUGUUUCACUUUGUGAGCAGCGUUCUGCCGACUGUCCUGGAGCAGAAGUGUGGCUUUAGACUCUUCAUCCACGGCAGAGACGACCUACCUGGAGAAGACCGCAUGGAGUUGGUGGAGGCCUGCAUGCGGCUGAGCAGGAGGCUGAUUGUCAUCCUGACCCCCAGCUCAAGCUCAAGGUCAGGCUCAGGAGGUCAAGGGUCAUGGGGCCAGUGGGGCUACUCGUCAUCGUUGACCUCAGCGGAGGACUAUGACUGUCAGGUGGGGCUCCACCAGGCUCUGGUCCACAGUGAGAUGAGCGUCAUACUCAUCCAGCUGGGAGACAUGGGGGAGGGGGGCUACACACACCUGUCCCCCGGCCUGCAGCACCUGGUCCGCAAGAGUGCCCCCUUAAUGUGGCAGGAGGGAAAGCGUGGGUCGACGCUGCCCAACUCAAGCUUCUGGAAGAGGGUGCGUUACAUGAUGCCUUGGCCGCGCCACUCGACUAGUUUUGACAACCCGGUUAAUAUGACUCUUCUAUGUGAACGAUCAGAAGGUCUGAGGACUUGAAGUGCGGUUGGAGGUCUGGGAUUCUGUUAUAGAAGAGAACACCCCAGGUUGUCUCUGAAAAUCCUUAUUCCAGUCAUAGAAAUAUAAUGAAUGAUUCCAGUGCUGUGCAGAGAUAUACACAGGUUAGCUGAGAACGUCACAAAAACGAUGUGUACGCUUCAAUGUGGCAGAAGGCAGUGUGUUGUGAUUCUGGAUGGCUAGCAACAAUGAAUAGAAACUGCCAUGUGGGGAAUCGUAAGUGGCUAAUUUCAGCUAGUGUUAUCUUGUUCUUGGUACAAUGUGUUGUUUUUAGGGAUUUUCACUGAUGUCACGUCAAUGCUAAAAUGGCAAAAAUUUGCUAGCUAACUUACAACU
Molecule: messenger RNA, 2016 nt
Organism: Coregonus clupeaformis (lake whitefish)
Lineage: Eukaryota; Metazoa; Chordata; Actinopteri; Salmoniformes; Salmonidae
Product: interleukin-1 receptor-like 1
Exons: 10
Coding region: 1-1662 (553 amino acids)
Biological process (GO): signal transduction
Molecular function (GO): interleukin-1 receptor activity
Source: RefSeq, a predicted model, not a curated record